AUGACCUCAUCAGCUCAGAUUCCGCUCUCCAGCCACGACUCCGGCGGCGCCGCCACCCAGGCUUCCGUGGUCGCCGCCGUCCGCUCGUUCGUCACCCGGCUCUACGGCGCAAUCGGCAAUUCGCUCUCCCACCGCCGCCCAUGGACGGAGCUCAUCGACCGCUCCGCCUUCUCCAAGCCGGGCUCGCUCUCCGACGCCACCACCAGGAUAAGGAAGAACUACUCCUACUUCCGCGUCAACUACAUGACUCUGCUCGCCAUCGUCCUGGCGGUUUCCCUAAUCUCCCACCCGUUCUCCCUCAUCACUCUCCUCUCCCUCCUCUCCGCCUGGCUCUUCCUCUACACGUUCCGCCCCUCCGACCAGCCCCUGGUCGUAAUGGGGCGGACCUUCUCGGAUCGGGAGACGCUCGGGAUCUUGAUUCUGGUGACGGUGGUCGUCGUCUUCCUGACCAGCGUGGGGUCGCUGCUGAUCUCGGCGACCAUGGUUGGGUUGGCAAUUGUGUGCGUCCACGGCGCGUUUAGGGAUCCGGAGGAUUUGUUCAUGGACGAGCAGGAGGGAGGUGGUGCCGGGCUGUUCUCGCUCAUCGGAGGAUCGGCCGCAGCGGCCGCCGGGAACAGCAUGAUGUCGCGCGUGUGA
Molecule: messenger RNA, 636 nt
Organism: Linum tenue
Lineage: Eukaryota; Viridiplantae; Streptophyta; Magnoliopsida; Malpighiales; Linaceae
Source: the annotation of a GenBank genome assembly